Molecule: messenger RNA, 4130 nt
Organism: Cynoglossus semilaevis (tongue sole)
Lineage: Eukaryota; Metazoa; Chordata; Actinopteri; Pleuronectiformes; Cynoglossidae
Gene: trmt9b
Product: tRNA methyltransferase 9B
Exons: 4
Coding region: 178-1437 (419 amino acids)
Biological process (GO): tRNA wobble uridine modification; tRNA methylation
Cellular component (GO): nucleus; cytoplasm
Molecular function (GO): tRNA (5-carboxymethyluridine(34)-5-O)-methyltransferase activity; S-adenosylmethionine-dependent methyltransferase activity; tRNA binding
Source: RefSeq, a predicted model, not a curated record
GUGAUCUCUUUGUACAUUGACAGAUGUGACUCUCCUCAUGUUGUGGUUGGGAUCCAGUCAGGCGGCGGGUUGGCUCGCUACUGGCGACCACUCGCUCCCUUGCUCCUUCGCACAAACACGAACAACUAUGAAAGGUAGCAUGAUGUGAAUUGGCUGCGUGAAGCAGCCUGGGCGGACAUGAUGGAGCAGGCUGCCACCCAGCUGGAGAGAGAGCACGUGCACAGUGUCUAUGACAAGAUUGCUCCAUAUUUUAAUGACAGCCGCUAUAAAGCAUGGCCCAAAGUACGACAGUUUCUGCUGGAUCUGGAGCCAGGAAGCAUUGUUGCUGACAUAGGCUGUGGCAAUGGGAAGUAUCUACACAUCAAUAAGGACGUGUUCAAGCUGGGGUGCGAUGUGUGUCGCCCCCUGGUGGACUACGCCUGGAGCCAAGGACACGAGGUACAGAUGUGCAACGGGCUGCAGUUGCCGUACAGAGAUGGCUGCUUCGACGCUGUGCUCUCCAUCGCAGUCAUCCAUCACCUGUCCACCAAAGAGCGACGUAUUCGAGCAAUAAGGGAGAUGGCUCGCACUCUGCGAGUGGGCGGAUGCAUCAUGAUCUACGUGUGGGCCAUGGAGCAGAAGCGUCGCAAGUUUGAGAAGCAGGAUAUUUUUGUCCCCUGGAACCCCAACCCCCACUCGUCUCUGGGUUUGAUCAAGUCCAAGAGGAGGGGCACAGCACAGAGUCUGAGCGAACCCCUCGACAACAAAGAAAAGCAGAGGAAGAUUCGAAGCACAUCCUCCGUUGCGGACGAAGAAGACCUGACGUGCACAGCGCCGCAGCAGAAGACCCAGAGGCAGUGGUUUUUCUCCCGGUCUCUGGAUUCUGUGUUCGACUUCGGAAGUCUUUCCAUCUCACAGUCAACCUCCAGAGACCUCAGCACUUUAACUUCACCCACCGGGGAGAACGAGGGCAACAGGAGGUGGAGAGGACGAGGCCUAAUCAAGCAGGUGUCCAGCUUCUUUUCCCCCUCGUCUGUGAUUGGAUCAGAGGAGGAUGUCUUUGACCCUGUCACCGACCUGCACAAAGGACAAAACGGUCUACGAGGCAGCAACGCUAACCUCGACAACAACAACAGCACAGAAAACCAGGAAGUGUCGCUGUCCUUUGCCCAGGAUUGUGGCUCUCUGCCCCUGCCUGACCUGUGGUCUUUCCAGAAGGAGCAGUCUGAAGACAACGGUGAAGGUAAAGAGCAGCAGCAGCAGCCACAACAGGGAAGUAGAGAAUGUCCUCAGGAGGCCGACGGACAGCUGGACACCUCCUGUCUACGGUACUAUCAUGUCUUCAGGGAGGGAGAGCUGGCAGAGUUGAUAGAGAAUCACAUGGAGGAGCUUCACGUCAAACACACCUACUUCGAUCACGCCAACUGGUGUGUGGUGGCAGAGAAAGUUCAACCCUAAUGGUUUUAAUGAUGGCAUUUAUUUAUUUAUUUUAAAUUUUUGAUGAGUUAAGUCUCAAUUUUAGCGUAUAAUCACAUUUUAUUUUUCACAAAUAUUUAAAUCUGUGAAGGUCAGAAAUGGAUUCCGUAUAAUAUUGCGAUCACAUGAACAGACCUCACCCUAACCCAAUGACAUUUGUCCAUUUAUUUAUCCAUACUAGGCAUUAUUGAAGAAAAAUUUUUUUUAAAUAAAACCUACAUUUUAACAUUUUUCCAUCAACCGUCAACAGUAAAGGUUCACUAAGUUGCACCAAUAGAUGUUUCCAUGCGGGUCAAAUAAUGUUGCCUGUAUGUGGGCCACCAUGGGCUUGAAAGGGACCAAAUUCAUUUACAUGCAGUAAAUGAGCAUUUUUAGCUAACAAGCAGUGUCCACUGUACAUUUCAGCUUUUAAAUAACUUUUUUUUUAACUAUACACAGUCAAGACUUUCAGUUUUCACUGCUGCGGAGAUUUUUGGAAAAUCCAGUGUUUAUUUCUUAACUAGAAAUAAACAGGGAGCCAGGAACUUGGACAUCAAAUUGACAUUGAGGACCGUGAAAUAACAUUGUCACACAAAUCUUGCCAAUCCAGUUGUUUAGCCACACACUGUGUUAAAGAUGACCAUCAGCUGCAUCUCUCAGUCAGUUCCUUUUCUACAAACUGCCUCAGAGCUCAAUGCUGCUGCCUGUUUUAAAUGGGUCUGUGCUGUUUAACGCAGCCAACCUUGUGUGUAGACCACGUGUGUGUGUAGACCAUUUAACAGACCAGUUAACAGAGCUACUGUAUAUCAAAAGGGAAAUCUUCUGGUUGUAAAAUGACGUUUUUCCCGUGGCUCAUAUUCAGCAACUGAGCGUCUUAGAAAGCAAAACUGACUCCUGAUCAGUUUCACUCUGUUCAUCCAAAGCCUGGAAACUGAUCCACAAUAUUGGUCCUGACGAGAGUCCACUUACAUGAAAGGACAGAUCCAAAAUGGAUAAGGAGCUCCUGUUGUUCUUUUCCGACCACAAAGCUGCCCUGAAUUUAAAUAGACUCAACAUUGACAGUUUAGACCUGUUGGGCUGGUCCUCUGAUCCUGAUCUCUCCUCAUUUGUCCUGUCCUGUAAGUGGACAGCGAACCAGGAGUUGUUUUUGCAAAUCCUUCCAUGGUCACUUUGCCAUCACUUAGCUAUCACUUAGCUAUAACACUGUUUACAUACUCACACAUACUCGUACGUACUGUACUACAGAUCAAAUGUGUGUGUGUUCUCCUGUCAUCUGCCUCUCGCACCAAACCACAACCAGCUCGUCUGUUCAUUUUCCUUUGUUGACAUCUUUGUCCUGAAAGUUGUCCUGAAGAAGUUUCACGUACUCAUGAACACAAACACACGUCACAGGAGGGAAGUUACACAAAAUGUGUUGACGUUUUUACUCAUCUUUAAAUUUACUCAUUUUUUUGUGUUUGCCUUUUCUGGAUGUAAAACUGUCGUAUGUACGUCUCCCGUUUUAACGUUGUAUUUUAUUGCAGAAGGUGUCUUAAGAUUUUUGGUACUUUAUAAAUAAUAGUUUUUAUUUAUUCAAUGAGCGUUCCUGCAGUUUUCUGCCUCUCUGGAGUAUAAAAUACUCCAUAUGGUUAUACCGUCUUAAACUGUAGUAUUUUAGGACUUGCUGUCAUCUAGUGGUGAAAUUGUAUGGUGCAAACAAAUAACACUCCAGUUAGUGAACUGUGUAUUCAACUGUGUUUAAAGAACGCGCACGUAUUCUCUGUGUAUUCACACAUUCAAUCGAGUACAGCUGCCCUGAUUUUAGAUAUUACUUAAAGGUACUUAAAUAACUGUGGCACAUUACGAGAAAUAAGUCGUAAUGUUUUGAGAAAAAAUAGUAGAUUCACAUGAAAAAGGACAUUUUAUGAGAAAAAAGUUGCUAGUUUAUGUGAAUAAAGUCUUAAUAUUUGUAUAAAUGUAUCAAUAUUAUAUUAUUCUAAAUGAAUCAUAAAUGAAUUACUAUUUUUUCUCGUAAAGUUACGACUUUCUUGUAGCUUUUUAACUUGCGACUCAACAUGGUCCUAAUAUUCUGAUGUAAAAACUGUUUUGGUUUUUUUUUUUUAGACUUUUUUUCAUUGUAAUGAGUUUUUGUUGAUAUAUACAGUUUAAAUUUUUCACACUUGAUCUUAAAGGCACUGAAGUUUAUUUUUUAUUUAUUGUAUUUCUUUUAUGUUUGCACAUGUUUGAGCUCUAAAUUCGAAGAGUUAAAAGUAUUGUGUCCUACGUCUGUGGCCUGCUCACCUCUGUAUUCUAUUAUAAAACACAAUUAAAUAGUUAAAAAAGAAACACAAAAACCUGUACAGAAUAUCUUCCAGAACUGUAAUUGUGCUCAACGUUGACACCUGAAACAGUCGUGUAUUUCCCUGUACUACGCCGUUUGUGUCAGCCAAUCAACUGCCUCCUCUACUGUGAACUAACAUUGCACUGUAUAUCAUAAACUGUAUGUCUGCCUAGUGCCAGUGAGCGACAGACAAACUGUGUGUGAUACGUGACUCAUUACAGGUCUUCAGUUUACCUUGUGCCACGGACGGAGUUGACGUACAUGUUGUACCAACUGUGAUUUUUCUGUAGUAACACUGAUUGUUGUCUUCUGUCAACUGAUGUACAGUAAGCAUCUUAGAGUAUACUUUUUUUCAUUAAUAAAAUAUUUUCAUCCA